CGGAGGCUGAAACAACACUCUGCCGUUUGGCACUUGAGUGGGUAGACAGAGCAAGAGAUGAGAGGCUGGUAUCAAGUGAGGCAGAAGUGCGAAUGAGUUUAGAAAUAAUUACCAAGAGACAGACAGAGAGGAAAACCACCUAUUUAUGGUAAUAUUUAGAUGGAUGUUAAAGAGAAGACAUGUGUCGGUGAUGCAGUCAUGGAGGGAAAGACCACAAAUGUUAAGGAGGAAGACUGUGAAUGGGAAUCUGUCCACUGUAAACAGGAGAGUCUGGGCAUUAAGGAGGAGGAUCGUGAACUGGGGUCAGUGGACAUUAAAGAAGAGGCCGAAGAGAAGUCUGUCAGUAUUGAGACACACAACCAUACAAGUUUGGAGGCAGCUGAGGAAGACACCCUUCAUAAUGGGUGUCAAGAUGAAUUGGUGACUGGGUUAGACUCUUCUCAAAGCAGACCCUGUUCAUCUCCAGAACCUUCUGUCAAUGUAAAAUCUGAAUCAUUAGAGUCUGACGCAAAGAGGACUGAGAAAAUUGCAUCUGUUAGAACUUGCAAAGAUCAGCCACCACCUACAAAAAAGUCUGGAGAAAGAGACAACCCUCACUGCUGUUCUGCAUGUGGAAAACAAUUCAGUAACAGUAGUAAUCUUCAGAAACACACCAGAAUUCACACUGGGGAGAAGCCAUUUUGCUGUAUUGAAUGUGGCAAACAAUUCUUUGAGAAAAGCAAUCUUCAAAGCCACAAAAGAAUUCACACAGGAGAGAAGCCAUAUUGGUGUAAUGAAUGUGGCAAACAGUUUUCGCAAAGAAGCCAUCUUCAGAGUCACAAACAAAUUCACACGGGAGAAAAGCCACAUUGCUGUUCUGUAUGUGGCAAGCGAUUUUCUCGCAGGAGUAGUCUUUGGAGGCACACAAGAACUCGAACUGGAGGAAAGCCGUACUGUUGUCCUGAAUGUAAUAAACAAUUCUGUAACAGUAGUAAACUUCAGAGCCAUAAACUAAUUCAUAUAGGAGAAAAGCCAUAUUGCUGUUCUGAAUGUGGCAAACGAUUUUGUCACAGGAGUACUCUUCAAAGACACACAAAAAUUCACACAGGAGAGAAGCCAUGUUGCUGUGAUGAAUGUGGCAAACAAUUUUCACAAAAAAGCUAUCUUCAGAGCCACAAACGAAUUCACACAGGGGAGAAGCCGUAUUGCUGUAAUGAAUGUGGCAGUCAGUUUUCACAAAAAAUCUAUCUUCAGAGCCACAAAAGAAUUCACACCGGAGAGAAGUCAUAUUGCUGUAAUGAAUGUGGCAAACAGUUUUCUAGUAGGAGUAGUCUUUGGAGGCACACAAGAAUUCGAACUGGAGAAAAGUCGUAUUUCUGUGCUGAAUGUGGCAAACAAUUCUGUAAUAGCAGUAAACUUAAGAGACACAAAACAAUUCACACUGGAGCGAAGCCAUAUUGCUGUUCUGAAUGUGGCAAACGAUUCUGUCGCCGAAGUACUCUUCAAAGACACACUAGGAUUCACACUGGGGAGAAGCCGUAUUGUUGUAAGGACUGUGGCAGACAAUUGUCUGACAGGAGUUCUCUUUGGAGGCACACAAGAAUUCACACUGGAGGGAAGCCAUAUUUCUCUGACAGGAUCAAUCUUCAGAACCACACAAAAAUUCACACUGAAGAGAAACCAUAUUGCUGUUUGGAAUGUGGCAAACUAUUUUCACGAAAGGGCAAUCUUCAGAGACACACACGAACUCACACAAGUUCACAGAUAUAAUGGAAAACAUGCUGUUCCUGCAACAGUCCCCUGUGGAUUAAGGACUUACCCAUGGAUGGCUCAUAAGUGGCAAACUAUGACCAAAAAUGAAUGCUUAAACAUGAUUGCACUAGGCAGCAGCCUGUGCAGGUGACAACAGUAGAAAUAGAUUGUACAACUGAUAUAAUCUGCCAAAACAGAGCUAGGAACUCCCUCAUCUGGUUGCUGGGUGUGUAGUUUGGACUGUCACGACUAAACAGUGAGGUUCACUCCUGUCUCGAUAAUAAGCACACCAACAAACUUUAACAAAAUAUUACACCAAAAGAAGGCUUAUGUUCUGAACUGUUAUUAGGUAAAAAUGAAAUGUGCCAUUUCUUUAUCUGCCCAAAAAUAUUGUACUAGGGUGUUUAACAAGGUAUUAUAAAUGGUUUUUGUAAGUGUGUGUGUCUUUAGUUUUUCUCAACUACAUCUACAUUUUUUGGAAUUAUUUUUAAUGUGUGAAAAAUAGAGAGGUUUAAUAUGUCAAAAGUAUGUAAAUUUAAGGCUUUUUAUUUAUAAAAAAUAUACAACUCAGUUUGAAUUUCAUGCAUAAUAGAUGGGAUUCUUCCAGGGUAACUACAACUACAUUUUACUUGGCUUUGGGUGUUUCGUCGUAGGUUUAUAAAGAACAAUGUGAUCAUCAUGUGAUACCUUGUUUUUCUUAACGUGUGUACCUGCUCAAUUUAUAUACUUACAGUUUUCUGACAUUUUAACUGAAAAAAUGCAUCAUGCAACUUCAAACAAAUACUAAUAAGUUGCCAUGUAAAUUAGUGGAUAUAAAAAUAAUUCAUAAUAAAUUCUUUAAAGGUACCCUUUUCAAAUCAGAUUGGUCAAAAAAGAAAACACUUUGUGGAGAUCACAUGGAUGCGAUCGAGUUAAAUUGUUUGUGGGAUGCCUGCUGUAGCUGCGUUUUUCCAAAAUUAACAAAGUUCAGCAGCUGUAGCAUAAAAAAUGGGAUUCAACAAAAGCCUGACACGCUGAAAUGAUUCCACAGACAAAAUAUCUUCGUUUUUAAAAGUUUUAGUUAAAAUUCAAAGUAAAACAGUCCACACAAAAAAGAGAAAAUUAAAAUAGCAAAAAGAAGAGAAAAAUUCUGUUCAAAGCUUAAAUCUUGUUACAUUUAUAAUCGUUACAAAUUGUUUCUGAACCAUUUCAAAACAGUCAGAAAACUGUAUGCCUGUCCCAUUUCUAAGCUAAAAAUGGGUCUUUUAAGUCGCAAUGUACUGGGACCACCUAUUCUAAACAACAACCAACUCAAUAAACACACUGUUUCUUAAUUAUAGCAAGAAAGUUCUAUCUCUUACUAACUUACAGGGAGUGAAACUAUACCAUUGUCUAUGACUAUGACAGAAAUUUAUAUUCUAUUCAAAUUAAGCAAACAUUAAUACAGUAGAACCUCUGGUCACAAACAUUUCUGAACACGUACAAAUUGGAUUACGAUCAAAAACUUUGCAUCUGUUCACGACAACACACUCUGGUGGCAAACAAAAACACUAGUGGCCAGUUUCCCUACGCGUGUUCAUACGCGCCGAUGAUUUCCGCACGUGUUCAGUCUCUCCCUGUACAUCGUUUCCAUCAGA
Erpetoichthys calabaricus (reedfish) is the source of this 3347-nucleotide messenger RNA. RefSeq names its product gastrula zinc finger protein XlCGF57.1-like. Gene Ontology annotation, molecular function: DNA-binding transcription repressor activity, RNA polymerase II-specific. Gene Ontology annotation, biological process: negative regulation of transcription by RNA polymerase II. The record is from RefSeq and is a predicted model, not a curated record. The coding region runs from base 160 to 1749 and encodes 529 amino acids. The transcript has 3 exons. NCBI's taxonomy places the organism in Eukaryota, Metazoa, Chordata, Cladistia, Polypteriformes, Polypteridae.